Molecule: messenger RNA, 3894 nt
Organism: Schistosoma guineensis
Lineage: Eukaryota; Metazoa; Platyhelminthes; Trematoda; Strigeidida; Schistosomatidae
Source: the annotation of a GenBank genome assembly
AUGGCCCAUGCUCUUCGCAGAAUAUCGUACGCUACUUGUGAUGCCGUCCACAAACAAGUCGCAUUUUUGGCGAGAGAACCAUCAGGAUUUGGUAAUCUACAAUAUUGCCAUGUGUUUGUGAUGGAAUCGCCGUGUGAUGCGGAAGAAUUAAAUCGGCUGAUUGGAAACGCCUUCAAAUUUGCCUAUGUUCGACAGCGCCUUAUUAAGCUUCAUCAAGCUGGAAAACAUGAUUUUUCCACUCCAGUAAAUAUACCUCAACUUAGCGAUUGUCAUCCUGUUUGGCUUCCUCAAACUGAACAAAAUCCCAACAGUCUUUCUUUGUUAAGCACUCUUAAACUCCCCCCACCUCCAGAGUUCCCUCCCCCCGUUUCAAUCGAAAAUGGAACUACAGCCGAACGGCAAACUAAUCUGUCAUCUCCGGGCAUCCAUUACACCAAUACAGAUGUUACUUCAACAUGUGAUGAUCCUGUCGCUAGUACUAGCACUAUUAUGUCUACUUUCUGCCAUGAUUCACUCGAAUCAUCUACUGUAAAUAUGUACAAAAAAGGCAUUAUUAAGCAUGAAUCUUUACCUGUGACAGUAGAAAAUCCAACAACUUCAUCCUCUUCGUCAGAUAACGAUCCUAACCAACUUUCUGUUCAUUCAGAUUCUGUACUAGUCAGAGAUAAAGGACUAAACAAUAACAGUCAGUCUAAUAAAGAUGCUAGUGAACUGGAGAAAAAACUUCACCGCAUUUCGACUCCACAAGCCAUAGAUUUGGCGUUCUUACGUCGUCAUUUUCUUCGACGAAGUGAGGGCAAAGGAUCUGAAAACCCCAAAAAUGUCUGUGGUGGUAGUGCCAGGCAACCCCGCUUACGCCAAGGUUCAACUCUCUCAAAUCUCCUGUCGUCUGCACGGCAUAGCUCAUUUUUCCCAAGCUCUUCUAGUUGUGUUAUUGACAGUACAAAUAUCCUCCCCAAAACUUCACAGUCACAAGAAACUCCGGAUGUGUCUGAUAUAUUGAACACUCCUAACCCCACUCGCAGACCACCUAUAUUUGUGGAUCUCCGUACUUUUGCCGGAGGAAGUCCAGUUGUUGCACUAAAAGAACGUUUGGAUGCUCAAGCUAUUGCAGAUGCUAAGGCAUCUGCUUUUGCCGAGGCUGCGGCUGUCCUUGCAGCUGCAAAACAGGUGUCAUCCAGGUCCUUAGCUCCUUUGCAGCCAGCCACGAACAAUACCUCAAAAAAUGUAGAACAGCUGACUAAACCAACAAUGUGUCCUAUUACCAGUCGUACUCCGAACUCGCCAUCCAGUGGAAAUUCAUCAUCGGUAGAAACUUCCGAUUUAUCUCCACCUAUACCACCAGUCAGAAUGCAUUCACUCAGAAGAAGUCAUGAACAGUAUAACUCAAAGAAUUUUUCACCUCAUUUAUCAACUUCCAGUCCUGUACCUGAAGACUUGUUUAAUGAAUUAGAUAAAGACGAAGAUCGUGAAAUUGUAGAGUCAAUCGAAGCUGUUAUGAAAGCAGCAUCAUAUGAUUCAAAUAGUCCAAAAGAAACAAAACCAAAGCAUCAAAAUACAGAAUGCAAUCCUUCCAACAUUACUUCAUAUCGUAACACUACUUUAUUGGUUGAUGUCCCUGAUGUACCUUGUCAUUCAAAGGAUUUCAAGCAGCAAUAUAUAGAUGGUUCAAGGAUUUCCCAACCUAGUGUUUACAAGCAAACUCAAAAUAGUACUAGAUCAUCAGAAUUUCAUGGAAAUAUACACGUCUCUUCUGGAAACUCUCAUCUUCGUGGUAAUAUGGGCUCUCAACCUCAACCACAGUAUCCUUUUGAACAACUUAUUGAACUCAAUCGAAAUGAUACCCAACAAGAAAAACCUCAUUCAUAUACACCUGAUAUGAACUUUGUUAGUUCUUCUUUACACGAUCCACUCCAAGUUUUGGCCGAUACAACAUUUCAAGAUACACAUAGAAAGCAAAUAUUUCCUUCAACCGUAUCUAACAAUGUUCGUGUUAUGCCUACACCAGGAUCGAUAAUGUCGACGUCAUCACUUUCAACAGAGACUCCAACACCAACUGCCACUCCUACACCAACUCCUGAACAAACCUCUCAGUUUCAGGGAUGUAAUAAAAAUGCUGGUGAUAGUGAUAAUUCUUUAAAUCAAGCGCCUUGGUUUCAAGCUAUGCUACCCAGAGAAAUAGCAUUUGAAUUGCUCGCUAAAGAAGAGGUUGGCAGCUUUUUAGUUCGCAACAGCGCUACUCAUCCUGGUUGUUGUGCUUUAUCUGUUCGAGUGCCAAAUAAGGAUAAUCCUAUAGGAAUAACCCAUUACUUAAUACAAAAAACGAAUCGAGGCGUUCGGUUAAAGGGUUUGGACAAGGAGUGGCCAUCCCUACAAGCUCUCGUUACUCAUUUGACUGUCAUUCCAGAGAUGCUUCCAUGUCCUCUCAAGCUUCCACAAUAUACUGCUAAUCCUAUCUUUACACAGUUCGAUCUGCAAUUGACAAAUGGCCCAGCAGACGAAAUUCCUAAGCAACAUCGUAACUAUAACAUCAAAUCAUCACAAACAGAAGGGGGUGAAAAUAAUCGUGUCACCAACUCAGACUUAUCCAGUCACCAUCCCCAGCGUACACUUCAUUCAGUCGCAGAUCUUCCUUGUAGACCAGUCCUACCAUCAUGUGCUACUAUUUCUCAUUUCAGUCCUGCUAAUCCUUUUGACCAAAACUUAUCAUCCCACAACAUGAUAGCAAAAGAUCCACCUGUACUUGGCAGUUAUCAAGUAUCAAAUUUAUCACAAUGCAAAUCACAAAUGCCUAAUUGGUUAAUGAAUCAAUUAAAUAAUGAUGAUAAUCAUUCGUCAACUAAAAAUUCAGCAGACAGUUCAAAUCAAAUAUCAUUGAAAACAGAUUGUAUUCAUUGGAAGCAGAACUCCGUAGAUUUAGCAUGUAUUUCUCAGUCUGAGUACAUAGAUGAACAACGGUUUAUGAAUGAAACUAAUAACAGAAAUAAUCGAAAAUUAAGUUAUACAACAAAUGAUCUAUCAAAAAAUAAUGCUUGUUUAUUGCUAGAUUACGCAGAAGAAGAUGAAGAUUAUCAACGUUUGUCCGAUUUUUCUUCCAUAUUGGCUGAUUUAAAUCUUGUGCAUGAAAGACCUUUGACUAGUUGUUAGUGGGACUUUUCCAAUCAUACUACUUACAUUAUACUAUUUGUUAACAUUUAUUCUAUAUUAAAUUCAUUUCAGCCACAUCAUUCGUAUUCUAUCAUAGCUACUUUCAUAGUUCAUAAUUUGUAUAUUGAAGAAGUAAAAUGGUCCAUUUACGACAUAACUUUAUUUAUUUAUUUAUUUCUCUUUGAAUCACUGAAUUAAAAUGUUUGGUAGUAGUUUUUUAUUAUGUACAAUGGUUCAAACUACCAUCACCAUAAUUCUCAAUAAGCUCACAUGAAAUUGUAUCUGUUUUUACAUGAAUACAAUAUUAAUGUGUUUAUCUCAUAUCUUUCAUUUGUCUUAUUUGCCAUUCCUAAUGGUUGUUGUUAUUACAUGAAUGUCAGGUUAGGUUACUUAAAUUAUUUUGCUACCUCUGUUGGAUAAUAUUCUGUUAUUGGUUUCUUAUUGUUGUUUUCUCUGUGUAAUAUAUAAACUGGGAAACUUAUUUGCCAUUCGUCUUAGUUAGAUCUUUGCUUGCAGAUAAUAUAUACAACCACGAGUCCAAACUUCUAUAAAUAUAUCGUGUUCUAGUUCUUAUCAUUAUUACAAUGCAUAAAAGAGAUUUUCUAAUUUGGCCUUCCUUAUUUGUAUGCAAGUCUUUUGUUUUCGUUUCGUUUUUUUGCUUACUUCUCUGUUGUCACUUCAGAUCAUACAAAAAACUCAUUAUGAGACAAUGACAGAAUGAGAUUCCUCAAAAAUAUAUAUAAACAC